Messenger RNA from Vicia villosa (hairy vetch), 780 nucleotides. RefSeq lists its product as uncharacterized. The transcript has 2 exons. The coding region runs from base 1 to 780 and encodes 259 amino acids. NCBI's taxonomy places the organism in Eukaryota, Viridiplantae, Streptophyta, Magnoliopsida, Fabales, Fabaceae. The record is from RefSeq and is a predicted model, not a curated record.
AUGUCUCCUUUGCUUUUUGUGGUGAUUAUGGAGUAUUUGCAUAGAAAGCUGGACUGUCUGAGCAGAAACCCUAACUUUAAUUUCCAUAGCAAAUGUGAGAAGCUAAAGCUUGUGGAUCUGAGUUUUGCAGAUGAUCUUCUGCUUUUUUCAAGAGGGGAUAGUGUGUCUGUGCAUAUGAUGAUGGACAGGUUCAAGGAGUUUUCCAUGUCAACAGGGCUGCAAGUUAACCCUAGCAAAUGCAAACUCUACUGUGGUGGGAUGGAUGAUAGUGAAAAAAGAAGUGUUGAAGACAUCAUAGGGUUUAGUAGAGGUUCCUUGCCCUUCAAGUAUUUGGGGAUUCCCCUUUCUAGUAGAAAAAUUUCUAGUACUCAUUGUAUGGCUCUAGCUGAAAAGAUUGGAGAAAAGAUGAAACAUUGGAGCUUUCAGUUGCUUAGCUAUGCUGGUCGUGUGCAAAUGGUCAACAGUGUUGUUUUUGGGUAUACAAGGAAGGUGUGGGAAGAGGUCCUGGGCUGGAUGUGCAUUCAGCAUAAUAUUCAAGUGUGGAAUCAAGAGAUGCAAUGGCUCAUAAAAUUGUGCAAGAGUAGAAAUUGGAGGAUACAUUUUGUGAAAAUUGCUAUAGCCGAAACAGUAUAUGCUGUUUUGAUGGAUAGGAAUUCUAAAGUCUUUAGUAAAGAGAUAAGAGAAAAGAACACUGUGAAUAACAUUAUAGGAAAAAUUAUCAAUAGAAUUUGGGUUUAUCCCAAGUAUAGAGAUAGAUUAGCUCAUCUUUUGCUAGCUUAA